GACAACCAUCAGCAUUUCCGCUCCCUGAUUGAACAAAUACAUACAGAGCAGUUUCAACACAAUGGCUCUCACCUCCCUCUUCCUCCUCCUUCUGCUCUCUUCUCUCCAUGUCCUCACCACCGUCGGUAGAGCCAGUCCCGAGUCCGACUCCCUCGUCAGCCAGGCUAACUCAAUCUCUCCCAAAGCAUACCUUGUCCGUUACUGGAACAAACAAAUCACCAACAGCCUCCCCAUGCCACCGGUCCUCUUCUUCAAAGCGUCACCCCUGACCGCUGCAUCCGCAGCCAUCUUCACCCAACUCGUCGCUAAAGGCGCCAUCCCCAAUCACCUCCAAUCUUUCUGUGAGGAGGCAGAACUGCUUUGCUUCUUGAACUCAUCAUUUAAUGUCGGAAAAUGCAUAACGUAUUACCGCGUUAGUAUUGAUACAGCGACGAAAAAUGAUGACAUGAAUGUAAGUAGGGCCACAGAGCCGAGCAUGUACUUCCGAGAGUCCAUGCUGAAGAGCGGGAACGCGAUCCCGAUGCCCAAUCUCUGGGACAACAUGCCCAAAAGGUCGUUUUUGCCCCGCAGCAUAUCCUCCAAACUGCCGUUCUCAACCUCGAAACUCGCCGAGCUGAAGCAAAUAUUCCAUUUCGGUGAGAAUUCCGCUAUGGAGAAGAUCAUGGCGCUCACACUAGGCCAGUGUGAGGUCGCAAAUUUAGGCGAAACCAAGAUGUGUGUGGCCUCCAUCGAGGACAUGAUCGACUUUGCCACCUCGAUAUUGGGUCAUGACGUCAUGGUCCGAUCCACGGAGGGCUCCGGAGGCUCGAAGCAGGAGGUCUUGAUCGGGUUGAUCAAUAGGAUCGAGGACGCCGCAGUGACCAAGCCCAUCGUGACCUGUCACCAGAUUCUAUUUCCUUACAUGGUCUAUUACUGCCAUUCAUUUCGAAACGUCCGCGUCUACGAAGUGGACAUACUAGACCUCAAGUCCAAGACAAAGAUCAACCAAGGUGUCGCCAUCUGUCAUAUGGACACGUCGGCUUGGAGGCCUACCCAUGAGGCGUUCAUCGCGCUCGGGUCGGGUCCUGGCCAGAUCGAGGUCUGCCAUUGGACAUAUGAGACUGGCGUGGUAUGGACAAACCGCCAAGUGAUAACGAAAGAACGAAGUGAGGUCAACGCUAAUUCGGCCUAGCGAUCAAGAGAGAACUUAGUCUCAAGCUGGCUCCAACCCAAGUCCUCAUUUGCCCUGUAUUAUCAUGUAAUGUAGCAUCUGAAUCUGAUAUACAUAACUCUGCGUCUGUGUUCGGUGGGUGAAAGUUGUCCUGGUCAAUAAAUCUAAAGGGUUUUUAUGA
Messenger RNA from Eucalyptus grandis, 1331 nucleotides. RefSeq names its product polygalacturonase non-catalytic subunit AroGP3-like. The transcript has 2 exons. The coding region runs from base 62 to 1171 and encodes 369 amino acids. NCBI's taxonomy places the organism in Eukaryota, Viridiplantae, Streptophyta, Magnoliopsida, Myrtales, Myrtaceae. The record is from RefSeq and is a predicted model, not a curated record.